Talaromyces stipitatus ATCC 10500 is the source of this 375-nucleotide messenger RNA. RefSeq lists its product as uncharacterized. The record is from RefSeq and is a predicted model, not a curated record. Lineage: Eukaryota; Fungi; Ascomycota; Eurotiomycetes; Eurotiales; Trichocomaceae. The coding region runs from base 1 to 375 and encodes 124 amino acids. The transcript has 2 exons.
AUGAAGAACUGUCUUGGACGAGUUUUAGUGCUCAUUAAGGGGUUGCAAAAAGUGCAUUGUAGCUCUCCAUCAGACGCUACCACGACGUAUGGGGAGCGUAUCGAAUUACCUAGGAAUGCACCUAUCGCUGAUCUGUGGGUGAAAAUUGAUUACGAACCAUGCUUUCAUGAGUACAAGGAGGUUCAAGUCAUUGCGGAUGAGGCAUCUAUUGGUGCAAAUUUUAUCCAUAUCAAUGAGCAUCUGGUGGCAUUCACGAAUCGAGGAACCGAUGUCACCUUUGGCUUAAAGAGUGGCCCUAUAUCAUUGUCUGGCGAAGCCCAAGUCAGCACAAAGUUGGAUGUUCUUGAGAUCGAUGAUAUCCUUACAAUUAAAUAA